AGUGUUAUCUCGUAAUUAUGAGUACAGACACCACCAAGUAACAUACACUUCACUCAUUCCACUUACCAGCAUGUAGUGAAGGGAAGACAUUGUACAUGUGUGCUUUCGUGACAAGACCAUUGCUAACAGAUGCCUCCUAACGUUAUUAAAGUUGACAGAGGGAGUAAGCAAGAAAAGUUGUCAUUGACUAUUGUAUUGAAACAAGUUUAAUUAGCACUUGGAAUUAGUGCGUGAACCCGAGGCAAGGAUGGUGUGGGUGAGGUGGGCAGUAGGAGUGUGGAUUCUGGCUCAAACCUGCACCAGCACCCUAGCACAAGUUUCAGACUGUAAUUCUGGCUAUUUGAAGUCACGAAAUGACGCGACUCCUCCAUUAACAUUGGAAGAAUCUGCCACAAUCCGGCUGCGACCUGAGAACUAUGUAAAGGUUCUGAGGCUAGAGAUUCAGCUGGAGACAACGGAAGAGGAGCAGCUAUACUGCCUUGGGCUGGACGCUAACAUGGGCAAGCAGUGGGGUGACGUAGAGGUCACUUUGAAGGACAUUCGUACUAGUUCAAUCAACUUCAAGGUAUCAUGGCCGCCGAUAUUACUGCCGCUGGUGUGGACGGCGGUGUAUGUACGCGUCCAUUACCAGCACCUCCUUCAGCUGGCUGUUAUCCCCGAGGAGACCAUGGAGAGCGCGCGUAGCUUGACCUGGCAGCCAGUCAGCAUGAAGCCUCUCGCCGCCAGUGUCAGGCUAGAAAGGACAGGGGUCACGUCACUCAGAAUCAGACUCUUAACGUCUAAUAUAUCCAUCCAGUACACUGUUAACUGCCGUCAAGAUUAUUUGGCAGCAUCUUUUGCUGCUGAGUUCGGGAUAGCUUCGAGCGUCCCAACGUGGCGGGCUUGGGUGUGGAUCCUGACAGGGGUGGUGAUCCUCCUGCUGGUGCUGCUCCUCUUGGUGCUCCUGGAACGCCAGUACACCUUCAACAAGCGUUUUCCUAACAGCUUCACGCUGGCAAAAUUCCAAUCUGGUAGCCAGAACGAUGGUGUUUCUCCUGUGUUGGUCUCCUCAUCACAAGGUGGAAGAAGACCAGCUGCAGACGGUGCUGCUGCUGGUGGGGACUCCUUGAACCCUCCUCGAGUCACUGUCGGCGUGGUGUCCUCCAGAGCUCCUUCACCCGGACACGACGUUGAUGAGAAUACCUUUGAUUAUAUAAACCGUGCCUUUUCACUCGAUGGAUAAGAAUUCCAAGUUUUGCUUUCAAUUUACUAACCAAAAUGUGAUUAAUUGAUUAUAUCAGUUUAAAGAGGAUUUAAGGCCUUUUAAUGCCUUAUCAGCCAGUCUAAUUCUGGGGUUUCACAGCUGGACAUUAAGAAAGUGAUGUCAGAGAAUGUCUAAUGCUGCAGAUUAUUAGGUAGUCUAAUACCCCAAAGCAAAUAGUAAAAACAAUCUUUAUUAAUUGCUAUUUUUGCAAGGGAAAGAGCAAUCUUAGGAACGCAAACAAACAAAAGAUGGAGUGAAUAAUACAAGCAUAGAACCGACCCAACGGUUUCUCAGUGCCAAUGGAAAAAUUUGAAGCUGGGACUUGUAAAGAGUUGAUGGGAAACCCAAACUUGCCCAACACUGUCCAUGCACAACACCUGGCCAGCAAAUGCAGUACUGCCAAUUGAGAAGAACCACCCUAGCGAUUCUGAUGAGCAUCUAAAGAGCCAGAUUUAACCCAAUGGGAAAGGCCCAAUGUUGUAUAAGGAGCACCCCACUUGGAACCAUUAGGCUCAAAACCUUUAUGCAUCUUCCCUACAAAAAGGGAUCAUUGAUCCUUUUUUGUAGAGAAGGCAUUGAUCUGAUUUUCAACUUACACUAAUAAAUAGUCAUCAGCGGUAAACCUCUCCCAGUCUAUCAUUAACUAUAGGAGUGCCACAAAGCAGCAUCUUAGGACCUCUCCUAUUUCUCAAAUAUAUAAGUGACUUGCCGAAUGUCUCUAACAUUCAUCUUCAGGCUACACACAGCCAAGUGUGUUGGCAGUUUAAAUCCCUAAACAUGCUAAAGAUACACUCCACACGUUCUUGUUCAAUUUACUGUAUACUUAAAGAACCUUGUUCCGAAUUCUAAUCCUGCCUUUGAAAAUCUUCCUAGAUAAAUGUAACAGAACCCAUGAGCAUCACACUAGAAAUAAAUAUACUUUGAUAUUCCCAGAGUUAGACUAAACCUAUGCAAACAUGCCAUGUAAACAAAAAGGGCCUAAUAAAUGGAACUCACUCCCAAAUAUAUUUAAAAACUGUUCAACCUAUACAUUAUUCAAGGGUAGAACAGUGAAUAAUGACCUUCAGUCCAGACCUAUGUCGUUACCAGUCACUCUGGUAAUGAGUCCAUAAGGCCUGCCUCCUGGCGAGUGACACCACUUUUGAGCCUACAAACCUUCCCUACCUGCCUCGCUCCAGGCAUCUUUAAUGACUUGGCUGACCUCGUCUGCUCAGCAUGCUCUACGGCAGACUCCUGCAUGCUCUACAACAGACACCUGCAUGCUCUACAGCAGACACCUGCCUGCUCUACAGUAGAUACCUGCCUGCUCUACAGCAGACACCUGCAUGCUCUACAGCAGACACCUGCAUGCUCUACAGCAGACACCUGCAUGCUCUACAGCAGACACCUGCAUGCUCUACAGCAGACACCUGCAUGCUCUACAGCAGACACCUGCAUGCUCUACAGCAGACACCUGCAUGCACUACAGCAGAUACCUGCAUGCACUACAGCAGACACCUGCAUGCUCUACAGCAGACACCUGCAUGCUCUACAGCAGACACCUGCAUGCUCUACAGCAGACACCUGCAUGCUCUACAGCAGACACCUGCAUGCUCUACAGCAGACACCUGCAUGCUCUACAGCAGACACCUGCAUGCUCUACAGCAGACACCUGCAUGCUCUACAGCAGACACCUGCAUGCUCUACAGCAGACACCUGCAUGCACUACAGCAGAUACCUGCAUGCACUACAGCAGACACCUGCAUGCACUACAGCAGACACCUGCAUGCAGAACAUGGGUUAGGGGGCAACUGAAUGCAAUGACUAAAAAAACACAAGUUAACUUUUUAUAAACAUUCAACCUUUAUUUCAACUACUUUAUACAUAUAUUUACACAUUUGUCUUAUAUCCCACAAUAAAAUACUUAAAUGUUUUGCUUAAAUUAUAAAAAUUAUACAAAUUCAAAUUUGUAGACAAUUGUAUACCUAGAGUUUACUGUACAUGGUAACAAUGUAUUGUUAUUUGAAUCAAUUAGGUCUUAUUGUCUCUAGUGAUAAAUGAUCUAUUUUAUGAAUCUGACAAAAAUUUAAACAUUAAAUAAAUUUUAAAUUAUAGCAUCAAUAUCUAAAAUAUAAUCAAAGGAAAUAUAAUGUAAAUAUUAGUUAUCGGCAUGUUUACCAGAUGAAAUUAUACAAUUUUAAUAUAUUCUAAAAAAGUUAAAAAAUGCAUGAACAGUGUUUUCAAUAUUUGUUAAAUGUAUUAGGAUAAAAUAAUCUAAGUAUAUUCAUCUUCAUUGAAUGCUGUGAUAUGGCUUAGUGUAUUAUACAGCUCUUUCUUGA
This is a messenger RNA of Procambarus clarkii (red swamp crayfish), 3561 nucleotides long. RefSeq lists its product as uncharacterized. The record is from RefSeq and is a predicted model, not a curated record. Lineage: Eukaryota; Metazoa; Arthropoda; Malacostraca; Decapoda; Cambaridae.